AUGUUCGUCACGGUCGCCAUAGCGGCAGCGCUGACUGUGCAGCUUAUGGUUGUACUUUCGAGCGGCUUGUUCGAAGCCAUCACCGUGACAGUCGUUUAUGAUGACGGAUCGGUGACAGCUACUGAGUUGUUCACUGGCGACUACAACAACACCAUGACAGCCAGGCCGGCGUCAAUUUAUUACGGGAGGCUGCUCUACAACUUGUCAUACCCGCUGGGUACCACGCAAGAUUAUGCUUAUCAGUUGUUCAACUCUUCGCACUCAUCUGUCGAGGAUGUAUUCGCUACCGUCGAUGUCUUUUCCGCCGAUCUAGACUGCAGUAGUGCCACACCACUUAAGGUGACUAAUAGCUUCUACACUGGGUCUAAGGACAAUCCGCUUCUUGACAGCACCGGCUUUACCGUUUCCACCGACGAUGCUGCAAGAGAUGUCUGGCUGGCUGCUGUCGAUGAGCCUUCCUGUUCCGAUUUGGUGGUACGGAUCAAGAAUGGACAGUUAUGGAACUACAACGGUUCAUACUGCCCUGAUCAGCCGGAGGGCCCUGACAGGAAUCGGUUGGUUUUCGUUUCUGGGUCCUGGAAUGCCGGGGCCAUGUCGACGAUCAGACCUCGUUACACCAUCCGAAAAGCCAACGUCACGCUCAGCAAGACGGCCAGUUCUGCGGACAUCAACACCAAUUUAGCCAGCGGUAGCAGUGGCUUCGCCUUCGCAAACAUGACGCUGCUUGAGGGUGAGCGGGAACUGGAUAACUUUUCGGCCUGGACGAUGAUGAGCCCGGUGUUCAUGUCGAUAGAGCUAGCGAACUAUCAACUCAAUAACAAUGGGUUGCUGGGUUUCAUCAACGCGGCGGCACCAGAAGCCAAAUCUGGCGAAGACGAAAUUGACCGCAUCAUGGAUGGACUACGACAAACAUAUCGCUCCAUCUCGGCGCAGGUCGCAAGCACUUACCUGACACAGGCUUUCGCUCAGAACUCAUCCGAAGGAGAUCUAAAUAGCACUCUCACCGGCAGAACCGUGGUGCAGGAAACGCGUCUUGCCAUGCAAGCACCGGCUUUCUGGAUCACUGAAGCAGCCUUGUUGGUUGCCAUCUUCGGUACAUCGUUCCUUCUGCUCAACUCGUCCGACAUGCGCAUGUCGCGCGACCCAGGCACAAUUGGUGGUCUAGCCACUAUCCUAGCGCGCAGUGAGGGCACGAUGAGGAUAUUUGCCGGGACGGGGGCGAUGCCAUUGAGCAAGGUCAAAGAGGUGGUUGGUCCCGAUAAGGAGUUCGCCGCCGGCACAGUGCAGGCUUCAAAUGGCUCGUCUACUUGGUGUGAGUUCCUAAUCGAGACGAACGACGAGGGAUCUCUCCAAGAUGGUGCAAAUCAGCGAUCAGAAGACUCUGAUGGUCCUCCGGAGUGGUAUCGCCCUUUUGCCGUAUCGUUGCUUGGGCGUGUGCUCAUCAUCUCGGUCCCGCUGGCCUUGAUGGUCGCGCUUGAGGUUCUCUACCAGUACUCGGCUGGCCAUGACGGUUUGGCCGAUGUCGACCAAGACAACCGCUAUGCGCACUACGCCUGGACGUUCAUCCCGACGCUGGUGAUGGUGGGCGUGGGCCAACUGUUCGGCAUGCUGGAUUUCGCGACCAAAUUAUUCGCACCCUACAGUGCUCUCCGCAAAGGAGGCGGCGUCCCCGCCCGCACGAGCAUCAUGGACAGCUAUUUGGAUAAGCUGGGGGUUCACGCAUUGUUCGCAGCGCUCGGUCGGAAACAAUGGGCCGUGGCCGCGGUUGCGGUAGCAACGGUGCUGAGCCCAUUCCUGACCAUCGUAACCAGUGGUCUGCUGAACGCGGAGACGGCCCCAGUAAACUAUACUGUUGCUAUCACGCAGCUGAAUACCUUCGAGACCACCGGACAGCAGUACUCCUCGGGCACCAUAGAGGCCAACCUGGUGCUGGCCAGCAACCUGACGUACCCGCAGUGGACCUACGACACACUCGCCAUCCCGCAACUCAAAAUUGCUUCGACGCAGUCCUCCCACAGCCUUGAAUCUACUGCGAGUAACGCCACCAGCCUCCGCGCCACCGUGCCCGCUGUUCGCGGCGUCGCGAACUGCACUGUACAGAACCCGAGCUCGUUCCAGAACUGCAGCUCAACUUGGCUGGAGACCUACAUGGUUUUAACUGGCAACAAAUUUGUCCCCCAGGUAAACUCAAAAUUCGACAACGACGGUUAUUUCGGGCGGUGGCAGCUGCCUCCGUAUGAUGAAGCGACACCUCCGCCCGGCUGUCCGUCUGUCAUAACGGUUUUCGGCCGUGUUGAGAAUGACACUAUCGUGCAAUCCACGCAUCUUGCCUGCUACCCGUACGUUGAGAAGGUUGACGCGACAGUCACCUUCAUUCUGCCCGACUACCGCGUCGACAUCGACCAGCGCCCGCCGGAGGCACCCGCCAUCGGGCACGGCGAGUUAUUCAGCGACGAUAUUUGGUCUUUUGACUCAGACGGUGACAUCGGUGGGUUACAGCUGGCGAACCCGAACCUACUCAACGCCACAUAUGAGGACUUCGGGUCGCUGUAUGGACUCGUGGUCUGGGGGCCGGACGGCGUGCCGAGUGAGGAGCUAGUCCAAGAUGGGGAGAAGCUCGUGAGCAGGGUGGAGAAGGUGUUCGCGCAGGUGAUGGCGCAGCUCCUGAACAAAGAAAGGGUAUGGUUGGGAAACGGUACCGCUGAGGCCAGCAUGAAGAAGCGCGAUACAAACGAGUUGACCGGCACCAUCCUGUACACCGCUCGCACUCGCCUUAAGCAGAGCCCUAUCUCGACCCGCAUUCUAGAGGCGCUGCUGGCCAUCAUGUUCAUCUGCGCCGCCCUAUCAGCCGCGCUAUUGGAUACUAACCGCGUCUUGCCUAAGAACCCGUGCAGCAUCGCCGCCGUGGCGACUUUGUUGGCUGGAAGCGAGCUGCUCGCGAGCAUUCCACGGGGUGCAGAGUGGAUGUCUGAUAAGCAGCUGAAGGAGAGUGGUGUUUUCGAGGGGAAAGUGUAUAGUAUGGGGUGGUGGGGUGGCAGCGUUGGUGAUAGUGAUGGUAGCAUAUCUUCUUCUGGUGGGAGGAGAUUCGGGAUUGAUAUCGGAACUGCGGUCAGCGAGAAGGGUGGGGGAAGUGAUGCGGGAGAUGGCAACGCAACGAAGCCGAGGUGGAGACCCGCUUGGCUAAGAGGCCGCGCGAAGUGA
Lasiodiplodia theobromae is the source of this 3201-nucleotide messenger RNA. RefSeq lists its product as uncharacterized. Bases 1 to 3201 code for a protein of 1066 amino acids. NCBI's taxonomy places the organism in Eukaryota, Fungi, Ascomycota, Dothideomycetes, Botryosphaeriales, Botryosphaeriaceae. The record is from RefSeq and is a predicted model, not a curated record. The transcript has 3 exons.